This is a messenger RNA of Penaeus monodon (black tiger shrimp), 1610 nucleotides long. RefSeq names its product venom serine protease 34-like. The transcript has 3 exons. Gene Ontology annotation, biological process: proteolysis. The coding region runs from base 267 to 1610 and encodes 447 amino acids. NCBI's taxonomy places the organism in Eukaryota, Metazoa, Arthropoda, Malacostraca, Decapoda, Penaeidae. The record is from RefSeq and is a predicted model, not a curated record. Gene Ontology annotation, molecular function: serine-type endopeptidase activity.
AGAGAGAGUUGGCAUCUUUUGACCAAAUGAACCCAUACAGCUCAAUUUCCUAAGUAAAUCCUUGCAUAUACAGUCACUUCUGCGUGCUGGCAAUGUUACGUGUAAUACAAAAUAUCAAAUCAGUGAAAUGGAAAAAGUGAUCAUAAAUCGCAGAUACUGCAAGCACUAGCACACGUAAAUCACGCCUAAUUUAAGCCAGCAGACCAGGGCGGCGGAUCGACACUUGCUUCACACUGAGCUCGACUUCAGUACGGAGAACACUGACGAUGAAGAGCCUGUGGUUGCUGGUGGCACUGGCGGCCUGUGAAGCCUUUCCGGGGGCGCGGCAGUCUACAGGAUGUUCUGGAAGCAUCACCCUUCAGGCUGGAGAGAGUGUGCGGCUGACUGCUCCGAGUGGCUAUGGCACCAGCGGCGUGUCCUGCUUCUGGGAAGCCGUUUCUCCGGCCGGCACCACCAUGACGCUGUCUUGCCCCGAUUUCCGUGUGCUUUCCAAUGGGCAGUACUGCGCUGACGUCUUCUACUUCUCUCCUUCCGGGUCUUAUUAUGAUUACAGGUAUUACUGCGGUUCCGGGACGCUGACUGUCUCCACCAGCAGCAACGUGUUCAAAGCCGCUUUUUACGCCAGCGAAAAAGGAUCUGCCGUUUAUUCGUACUUCGACUGCGUGCUGAAGGUCGUCGCGAGCGCGUGCGAGUGCGGCUCGAAGGGCACUGCCAGGGUCGUGGGGGGACAGAACGCCGACGUCGGCGAGUGGCCGUGGCAGGCGGCGCUGCGGCGGAAGCUGGCCUUCAAGGAGGUGUUCUGCGGCGCGACGCUCAUUCACCAGGAGUGGCUAGUGACCUCCGCCCACUGCGCCGUCGAGUAUCCCAAGGAGGAUCUCUACGUCACCCUUGGGGACCACCAGAAAGACCAGAAUGGCGAGACGCCCUUCGAGAGGAGUUUCGAAAUCGCCGAGGUCAUUGUUCACGAAAACUACAAUGCGAACACGGUCGAUAACGACAUCGCUCUCAUUCGCUUGAGUUCUGCGGCGUCCUACAGCCGAGGCGUGGGGCCGAUCUGCCUGCCCUUCCAGUUCGCCUCUCUGGACUUCCAGGGCCAGACGGGCACCGUGACCGGCUGGGGCAGGACGGACUACCAGGGGUCAACGAGCAACGUGCUGCAGGAAGUGGAGCUGCCAAUCCUUACGACGGCCGAGUGCCAGCAGUACCUCAAGAGCACAAUCACGAACAACAUGAUGUGCACCUACAAGGCAGGUCAGGAUGCCUGCCUGGGGGACUCCGGAGGCCCUCUCAUCUGGUCACGGCGGACUACCUGUCUCUUCUGGGAUAGUGAUAGACGUAUAGAUAUCUCGUCCUCAUCAGUGACCGUAAACGAUGCAAACAUUUCCCUUCUACAAGUUACUCAAACUACCCCCUUUUGCAGCAGGAGUUCGCCCUCAUUGAUGACUUUCGGUCGCGUCCCUGAAGACCAGGUGUCCCUAAUCAACCGGAUGUACGCGUGGCCGCACAAGAUCCAGGAGGACUUUCGUCUGGCGGAGGCGAGGCUCUCACACAAGAGGGACGUGAAGGAGACGGCUCUCAAGGCACGGGUCGCCGCCUUCGAGAACACGUGA